GAGAAAUAUAAAAAAUGUAAUUUGAUCUGAGUCAGAUAAAGUAUUGUCCUUUUUUUUAUUUAUACAUAUCAUAAGUAUCUAUAUGUGUAUUUGAUAAACUGAAAAUUGAUAAUAAUAUAGUUAAUUGUAAUAAUGAAUGAGUGUCAAAUUAUUUGUCAGUAAAAAAAUCAGGUUAUCUACCGAAAAUUCAGUAGAACUGGCACUGCGGACGAAAAGUAUUUGCCUUCGGAAAUAGUCGGUUGUUUGUUCUCGGAAAUUAGAACGUAAAAUGUGAUUUUUUGUUGAAGUCGACAAAAAAAAUGUUUUCAAAAGCAAUCAAAAUAAUUGCUAUCUAAUUGAUAAAAUAUAAGUGAAGUAACCACCAUUGCCUCGAGCAAAUCCCAAAAUUAUAGAUGGGAAAAAAAUCGCAGAGGAAAUUCAUAAAGAAUUAAGAAUAGAGAUAGACGAAUGGGUAAGCCAAGGAAAUCGGCGGCCAUGUCUGACAGCUAUUUUGGUGGGGGAAAACGCAGCUAGCGAAAAAUAUGUCAACAAUAAAAUGGUUGCUGCCAAAAAAAUUGGCAUAACUAGCAAUACCCUCAAACUUCCUGUCACACUCUCAGAAGAGGAACUAUUGAGCAAAAUAAAUGAACUGAACGAAGACCCAUCUGUCGACGGAAUUCUCGUUCAGAUGCCCGUUCCUGGUCACAUUUCGGAAAGGAAUGUGUGCAAUGCUGUGAAUCCCAGAAAAGACGUGGACGGGUUCCACAGUACGAAUAUGGGAAAAUUAGCUGUAAAUCUUAACACAUUCGUACCCUGCACUGCUUUAGGGGUAGUUGAACUCAUCAAGAGAUCUAACAUAAGGACAUUUGGCAAAAACAUAGUUGUGUGUGGACGUUCAAAAAAUGUAGGACUACCAAUAGCUUUACUUCUUCAUUCUGAUGUUAAUAAUGAGUGCUCUGGUUAUGAGGCUACUGUCACUAUUUGUCACAGACACACCCCUCCAGAGGAAUUGGAAUUUUUCACAAAGAGGGCUGAUAUAAUAGUCAGUGCUACAGGAGUUGUCCACCUUAUUAAACCAGAUAUGGUCAAGCCUGGAGCAUGUAUAAUUGAUGUGGGAAUCACAAGAACAACAACAGAAGACGGCAAAUCUAAAAUUGUUGGUGACGUUGAUUUUGAAGGUUGUUUUGAAGUUGCUGGUCAUAUCACACCUGUUCCUGGUGGUGUGGGACCAAUGACAGUAGCCAUGUUGAUGUCAAAUACCUUUAAGGCUGCAAAAGAAUUGGCACUAAAGAUUUGA
This is a messenger RNA of Phaedon cochleariae (mustard beetle), 1276 nucleotides long. The record is from the annotation of a GenBank genome assembly. Lineage: Eukaryota; Metazoa; Arthropoda; Insecta; Coleoptera; Chrysomelidae.